Messenger RNA from Talaromyces proteolyticus, 1695 nucleotides. RefSeq names its product putative ribosomal assembly complex component Ipi3. Gene Ontology annotation, cellular component: nuclear pre-replicative complex. Bases 1 to 1695 code for a protein of 564 amino acids. The record is from RefSeq and is a predicted model, not a curated record. Gene Ontology annotation, molecular function: protein binding. Gene Ontology annotation, biological process: rRNA processing; DNA-templated DNA replication. NCBI's taxonomy places the organism in Eukaryota, Fungi, Ascomycota, Eurotiomycetes, Eurotiales, Trichocomaceae. The transcript is spliced from 2 exons.
AUGCUGACGGAGAGCUUAGUUGCUUCCGUGCUGGGAUCAGCAAAGACGCAGACUUCGUCGACGCUAAAAGACGUGGGAAUUUGCAUCCAGGAGCUGCAGCCCACUUCCGCGCUGCGAGCAACGUUCAAGAAGAGCUCUACCCCUCCCAACGGACUAGCUGUCACACCAACGCAUGUCUUUGCCGCACAGACCGAUAAGGCUGUCAUUCAUGUCUACAGUAGGCUCAGGGGAAAUCAGGAAGCCACCAUACCCUUUCCAGAGCGAAUUCGGAGUGUAGCUGUGGCUGGCGGGCAAAAUGGCGAGAUCCUAGUUUUGGGCACGGAGGGUGGUCGAUUGAUUCUGUGGGAGACAUGUACGGGACGACAAGUCUCGACAACACCUUCUCAUCUUCAACCUGUCACUUCUUUAGUAGUUGACCCAACAUCUCAAUUCAUCAUAUCCGGAUCAUCUGAUGCCAGUGUUCACGUAUGGUCCAUACCGCAAUUGCUGUCUUUCUCUAGAGCAGCAGCGGCAGCUCGAGACCAAAAAGCCCCCAACUCGCCGAUUCGAUCAUUUUCAAACCACCGAACAGCUAUCACGGCCCUGGCUGUCGGGCAUGCUUGCAGCCGCAGUAACAUUGCUAUAUCUGCGGCACGAGACAAUACGGCCGUUGUGUGGGAAUACAACACUGGAAAUGUUUUAAGGACAUAUUUGCUUCCUUUCACGGCGAUUUCCAUUGCAGUCGAUCCUGCAGAUCGAGCGUUCUAUGUUGGAUACGAAGCUGGAAAUGUCCAGCGUGUCGACUUUUACGAGACCCCAUCAGCGCAGCACCCUCUAUAUGAUGUACGACUGCAGAAUACUCCCUCACAAAUUAAUUCUCAAGACCAAUGGCUAGUCCCGUCUACAGACAAAGGUGCUGCGACAACACUAGCCUUGUCAUAUGAUGGCAUGACACUAUAUUCGGGACACCCGAAUGGCUCUGUGCUUUCGUGGGACGUAACCCGCGGGAAGUACUCUUCAACAGUCGCUGAUUAUUUAAGUCCAGUAACAAAUCUACAUACACUUCUGCCAGUGGGGUUUCCUUCAAGUGCCUCUCAAAAUCAAAACUACACAAUCCCAAACAUCAUCAAGCCUCAAUAUAGCAAAGGCAUGUCGGAUGCGUCCCAAGGCAAUGGGGCUGUUCCGUCAAACUAUACACUUAGUGUCCAGCUGACUCCUAACCCUCAAAAUAGUUCGACCCUAUUUUCUGAAGCAUUGACCCACGCAUCUUUCCCAGCAUCUUUGAUUGAAGAAGGUCUCGCAGAACUGGCAGCGUUCGGCCAAGGACAGACAGUGAACGGUACAAGCACUACACAAAUAAGCUCAACGAAUAAAUACACCGCCAACACCAUUGAUUCUACACAAAUCGCCACCUUAGAGGAAGAAAUCGCUAGUUUAAAAAGACAGCUUUCAGUCAGCGAAGAUGCACGACAGGCACAAACAGAAGAAGUGAUCAAAUUGAGGACUGAUUUGCGGGGACUACAAGACUACACAAGCCAAUUCCAGCAGGAUCGAGCACGUCUCAACAGCGACAAAGCAGCCAGCCGUGCGAAUAAUGAAGAUCGGGAUUUCCAACGACGACAGGAAUGGUUCGAGGCCGAGAAGGGGGGUAUAAAAGGGGACGCCACGCUCAGAAAUGCGCGAACACGAGACGAAGACGUCAGUGAUUCUGAUUAA